Komagataella phaffii GS115 is the source of this 1401-nucleotide messenger RNA. RefSeq names its product Ornithine decarboxylase. The coding region runs from base 1 to 1401 and encodes 466 amino acids. Gene Ontology annotation, cellular component: cytoplasm. The transcript has a single exon. The record is from RefSeq and is a predicted model, not a curated record. Lineage: Eukaryota; Fungi; Ascomycota; Pichiomycetes; Pichiales; Pichiaceae. Gene Ontology annotation, molecular function: ornithine decarboxylase activity.
AUGACUGUUCCUUCCAUCGUUAACUCGUUCAGCGAUGUGGCUAAUGACAAAUUUCGUACUUCUCUUUUAAACAGCGAGUGCAAUGACCAUAACCAUACCUAUGCUGUGGAUGGCCUAAACAAUGUCAUUACUAAAAGGGUUUCCAAACCAAAUACCGCCGAGGCACUUGCAAAAUCCCGCAAGAUGGUUGGCCAGGCAUUGUACGACCAUAUCAGUGCAAUCGACUUGGACACAUGUUUGCCCGAGGAGGAAGAAUCGUUUUUCGUAUGCGAUCUUGGGGAGGUACUCCGUCUCUACAAAAAUUGGUGCGAGAAGUUACCUCGUAUCAAACCCUACUAUGCAGUAAAGUGCAACAACGACCCAAAAUUAUUAGAGGUUUUGGCUACUCUAGGAACAGGAUUUGACUGCGCAUCUACCGGUGAAAUAAACACUAUUCUCAACUUAGGCGUGUCUCCAGAUAGAAUUGCCUAUGCCAACCCUUGCAAGUCAAUUAGUUCCGUGAGAAAUGCCAAAAAAGUUAACGUCAACCUAACUACAUUUGAUAACAGUGACGAAUUAUACAAGAUUGCCAAAUAUCAUCCGGAAUCUCGCCUACUGCUCAGAAUUUCGACCGAUGAUGAGUCCGCCCAAUGUCGUCUUUCAACGAAAUUUGGAGCUUCAAUGUCAGAAUCAUUUGACCUCUUGAGACUAGCUAAAAAAUUGCAGCUGAACGUGGCGGGUGUGGCAUUUCAUGUAGGAUCGGGAGCUUCUGACUUCAGCGCUAUAACGCAAGCAACAAAGGAUUCUAGCAUCUUGUUCGAAGAGGGGACAAGAUUAGGAUUCAAGAUGAACAUUCUGGAUGUAGGUGGUGGAUUUGUAUUGCAAACUUUUGACGAAUCGUCGAGAUACUUGCGAGAAGCCUGCGACCAAUACUUCCCGGAGAAAUUAUUUCCAGAAUUAAAGAUCAUUGCUGAACCAGGUAGAUACUUUGCUGCCUCAGCAUUUACUUUGGCCUGCAAUGUUAUUGCUCGGAGGAUGACCACACAAUCGUCGGAUACGACAACACCCACAGCCCAUGCCAUGUUGUAUGUCAAUGAUGGGUUAUACAACAAUCUGAACUGUGUUCUCUAUGACCAUCAAUUGCCCAAGGGAAAAGCUCUGACUAUUAAUGGCCGUUUCGUUUAUGAUUUGCAGUUCUCACUACCUGAAUCAGAAAAGAAGAUACCCGUUUCGAUUUGGGGACCCACAUGUGACGGUUUAGAUUGUAUUAGUGAGAUGACCUAUGUCUCAUCUUUAAUGGAAGUAGGGGAUUGGAUAUUUUUUGACGAAAUUGGUGCAUAUACUUCUGCGGCAGCUACAGCUUUCAACGGGUUUCAAAAGGAAUCCCACACUAUUUAUACAUGUAGUGAAAGUUUAAUAUAA